Messenger RNA from Drosophila navojoa, 1281 nucleotides. It is a transcript of the gene Cpr56F, whose product is annotated as Cuticular protein 56F. Lineage: Eukaryota; Metazoa; Arthropoda; Insecta; Diptera; Drosophilidae. The record is from RefSeq and is a predicted model, not a curated record. Gene Ontology annotation, cellular component: extracellular matrix.
UCGCAGUGCUUUACAACGAUCGCAAUGCUCGUCUGCCUGGCCGCCUGGACGCAAGCGGAGCCACCAGUCCAGAACCAGUAUCUGCCACCCAACCAGUCGCCCCAGGCGCCCUCCAACAACUAUCUGCCGCCCACACAGACCUAUCAGUCGCCCGCCAACAACUAUCUGCCUCCUCAGCGCGGCGGCGGCGGCGGCGGCUCGGCACCCAGCAACAGCUACGGCGCACCUCUGCCCCAGAGCCAGUAUGGCGCACCUGCUCUGACCGGCGCCAUCUUCAAGGGACAGAACGGCGGCGGCAACGGCGGCUAUGGCGGCGGCAACGGCAACGGCAACGCCGGCUACGGCCAGCGCGACGAGGAGCAGUACGGCCCAGCGAAAUACGAAUUCAAAUAUGAUGUGCAGGAUUACGAGUCCGGCAACGAUUUCGGCCACAUGGAGUCGCGCGAUGGCGAUUUGGCCGUUGGCCGCUACUACGUCCUGCUGCCCGAUGGCCGCAAGCAGAUCGUCGAGUACGAGGCCGACCAGAAUGGCUACCGUCCAACCAUUCGCUACGAGCAGGUGGGCAACGGCAACGGCAAUGGCAACGGACGCAAUGGCAACGGUGGCUAUGACAGCAAUGCGCAACAGGGCAAAUUCAAUGGUUAUCAGUAAGGAGGCUGAGUGUGCCGUCUAGUGUUUCCAGUUUAGGUCGACCCUCUAACUCUCUAUAGGCUAACUUGUCUAUGAACAUUGUUUUUUAUCUAUAUUAUUAUUAUUAUUAUUAUCGCUAACCGAGCUAAGUAUUAAAUGCAUCACAGUUUGGCAUGCACUGGCUUCGUCGUCAUGCGAGACUCUCUCUCUGUCCACACGCUAUCAUCCACAUGCGCCACUACUAUCACUAUUGCUGUCUCCCUCCCUCUCUUCUGUGGAAUGCCGCCAUAUUGCCAUAGCCAGGCGCAUUCCAAUGUCCAGCCGUUCCACUUGUUCCAGCUAUGCCAGCCUAUGCCUGUUCCAUCGACUUUUGCCGUUUCGUUUUGUUAAGCGCCUUCAUUUUGUGUCGUUUCACAACAGAACAAACACACACACACACACACACAACCAACCGAAACACACACACAUACAUUGUGACCAUCACACGCAUCCAUACAUACAUAUACAUAAGCAUUGUAUUUAGUUUUAAACGAAUUCUGAUGAGAAAUGCAUUGGAUUACACUCUCGAAUGGAAAAAUGUGUACGAAGACAAAUGAGAUUCUUUUGUGUAUAAAUAAUGAUAAAUGAAUAAAGAAAGCAUUUUUGUAUAAA